Molecule: messenger RNA, 2122 nt
Organism: Effrenium voratum
Lineage: Eukaryota; Dinophyceae; Suessiales; Symbiodiniaceae
Source: the annotation of a GenBank genome assembly
GCCAAAGGAGGCCUCAUGCGAAACCGGGUCGGCUAAACCGUGACAUGGCGAGAGAAUUCGAUGGAUGAGUCGGGCGAGGCUGCCAGCAAAGACGCCGACUCCAAUGACUCCUCCAGCGAUUCGGAGAGCGACUCCUCGUCAGAGUCUCGAGAGGAGAAGGUGGAGGUGAAGGCGGAGGAGCCCGUGGUAGAGCCAGUUCGCGCGGAGGAAGAGGAGGGGGAGGAGGAAGAGGAGGAGCUGGACAAUGCAUCGCCCAGCAAGACUCAGCUGAUGACGGAACGCCAACAGCGGAAGGCGGCGAGCAGGGACCUCAGCAGGUCCUUCACCGCGGGGCUGAUGCCUCUGGACGUCGAGGACGAGGACGAAGCAGAGGCGGAGGAUGUGUCUCCGGAGGUCCUCGAGAGUGCUAGGUCGGAGCAGGAGGCGGAGGAGGCGGAGGUGCCGCGCAGGUGCUGCCCCCGGUUGCGGGCCCGCGUGCGCUGCUUUCGCUGCUGCCGCUGCGAGCGCGGCAGCGAGCUGCUGCUGCGAUCGGCGGACGCCUGGUCGAGGUUCCAGUGGCGCUGCAAGGCGUUGGCCUGGUUCCUGCGCUGCCUUUGCUGCCCGCUGCUUUUCCUGCUCUGGCCCUGCUGCCGUUGCCCCAAGCGCCCGAAGCAAGCACCAGCCCCGCGGCUUUCCACUCGCGCGCGGAGCAGCGUGGGGUUUGGCGCCGGCCGCAGCAGCAGCCGACUCGGUGGGGCUUUGGGCCGCAGCAGCAGUCGACUCGGCGGGCCCUUGGGCCGCAGCAGCAGCCGCUUGGCCCGCGGCGGCAGCGCGGCUCUAGGCCGGAGCCGGUCCGCGCGCUUUGAGGAGCCCAAGAUACAGACCCGGAGCCGGAUGAAGGAGGUCAAGCCGAGGGCGGAGGCACAGCUUGCGGGUCCCGUGGUGGAGAAGAAGAGUACGGCGCGGGAGCAGUUCCGGGACCAGCUGCGAAAGCAGAAGACGGAGGCCCUGGACGCGGAGGAGCUCGAAGGCUGGGAGGCCUUGACCUGGCGGGACUUCCUGCCGUGGAACUGGGAGGACACCUUCGAGGUGUGGAAGGAGUCCCGGGUGAAGAUGUGGCAGGAGCUCGAAGUGUGCCUGAGCAAGAUGGAGAUGGCGGAUGAAGACGAGGACCGUUUAUCCAGAUGGGCCCGGCGCCGGUGGCGCGUCUUCCUCUUCGCGUACUGGGAUCCUUUCGUGGACGCCUUCCCGAGCUUCGAUCGGAUCUUCAGGGCCUUCUUGUGGAGCCUCCUGCUUGUGCCCAUCAGCAUGUUCGCGGCGUCCAGCACGUUCCUGGCGUCGAGCUUGCUGCGGAACAUGGACUACGUGGAGGGCAGGUGCCAGAUCGAGUCGCUGCCCUCCUCCUUCGUCACGGAGCGCGGGGUGGAGAGCCAGGUGCUCGGCACCUACUUGAUACGUCGCUUCUUCGGGGGCAGCGCGGACCGUUUGGAGGGCUACGUGCUGCAGCCCUGCGAGAUCAAAGUGCUCUGCGACCAGGAUCUGCAGGGGCCAAACGACAGGUGCGAGAGCUUCAAGAUGUGGGCUUGGCGGGAUCCCAUCACCUGCUUCUACCACCAGGAGGAUGAGUACGGCCUGCAAAACCGCACCCUGCUGUGCCUGGCGAGACCCAGCGGCCUCCAGGAGGAGAUCUUCGGCGUGAUCAUCAGCGGCUGCGCGCUGAUGGUGGCGGCGCUGGUGGUGGUCUUCGUCUUCCUGCGCCGGGCCUACGACAGGCGAAACGCCAAGAAGUUUCAGGCGGAGGUGGACGAGCAGGUCGAGAAGGAUCGAGUGGAGGCUGACAAAGUGGCAGCCAAGCAGUACGAGGAGUUCCAAAAGCAGGAGCAGAUGCAGCAGCAGCAGCAAGAGGGCGAAGAUGAGGACCAGGACAUGGAGGGCUUGGUGUGGACCUCGGAGAAGACGGGCCACUCCUUCGUGAGCAAGGUCACCCGGCAGACCACCCGGUCGCAGUUCCAGUCCGAAGCUCUCGGGAACCGCUCCCAAACCUUCCGCUCGGAGAGGUCAGGGAUCUCACGGUGAAGGUGGCUUUUGUAAGCACCAAAGGGUUUUCAGCGCAGCUCCGGUGGGUACCACAAACAAUUGGACA